Neurospora tetrasperma FGSC 2508 is the source of this 801-nucleotide messenger RNA. RefSeq lists its product as uncharacterized. Lineage: Eukaryota; Fungi; Ascomycota; Sordariomycetes; Sordariales; Sordariaceae. Bases 1 to 801 code for a protein of 266 amino acids. The transcript is spliced from 8 exons. The record is from RefSeq and is a predicted model, not a curated record.
AUGCUCCUGCGGUGGUACUCGAGUGCUCCAAUUGCAAUCUUUCCUUAUCGCGCCCAUGCGGUUGUCGUCCUGUCUUUUGAUAGGCCAGCAACAUCCGAUAUCGACAAGACCCCAAGCCCAACCGCGGGGGAGUGGGCAGCCGGGGGCGACUGGAAGAUCCCAGCACAAGAUCCCCCAAGGGCCAGGGCUCCUAGGGAGGCGGGGGCGGGGCCCACCAAGUGUGCCAGGGGCAUCACCACAAAAGUUGGCUCUACCCUGCGUUUCCACUUGGUGACGACCGAGUUUCCAUGUCGUCCAUUCUUGCUGUCUCGUCAUGACCGUGAAAAGAUCGAUGCCAAGUUGCUACCGCUAGGUCUCUUUCUAGGGGAAUGGCUUGUGACUCCGGUUUCGGAACAAGCGUGGCGCUUUGUGCCGUCUUGGGAGUGGUCAUCGGCUGGAAGCUCGGGAAAGUACGUAUCUUCUGGGCUGAGUGUCGUGUCAUCGGAACUGGUAAGGAGGAAGAGGGAAUGGGAAGGGAAGAAGGGAGGUGGCCAACGGAGUAACAACUGGAAGGCAGGGCCAGAUGUUAGGAAGGUCGAAAGUGCACAAGAAAGAGAGAAAAAGAAGAGGAUAGAGGAGAGGAAAGGAACGGAGGACGGAAAAGGUGGCCGCGGCGCUCGGGGCAAUUUGAACGACAGAUCCGACUUUCUUUGGUCGGCUGUUGGGUUGCUCCAAGUCAAGAAAAUGGCCGUACAUGGAGACGGGAAAUGCAACCUCGAGGCGAGAGAGGGACCAUGUCCAACAGGCAGCGGGCGGGCCUAG